Monopterus albus (swamp eel) is the source of this 4238-nucleotide messenger RNA. It is a transcript of the gene rab11fip4a, whose product is annotated as RAB11 family interacting protein 4 (class II) a. The coding region runs from base 272 to 2080 and encodes 602 amino acids. Gene Ontology annotation, biological process: regulation of cytokinesis; endocytic recycling. Gene Ontology annotation, molecular function: calcium ion binding. Lineage: Eukaryota; Metazoa; Chordata; Actinopteri; Synbranchiformes; Synbranchidae. The transcript has 15 exons. Gene Ontology annotation, cellular component: recycling endosome membrane; endocytic vesicle; cleavage furrow. The record is from RefSeq and is a predicted model, not a curated record.
CAUUUUACUUUGGCGCGGAUGACAACACACCUGGAUUAUUAAUUAGCAGAAGGCCUGUGACGCAAAGCCUCAUGUCCAAAUCGUAAAUCAUCGCCCUUUUCCGUAACUUCUCUCGCCUCCAGAGCCAGCGGUGCUGCUUACGUCGCCGCCGCCGCAGCAGCAGCAGCAGCAGCACCUCUCCGGCGGAGCUGAGGACGAAUGAUUAUGGCGUCCGUCAUUCCCAUUCUCUUGCAGUCCAUUUGAGUCUCUCGCCGAAGAAGCGAGCAAUACAAUGGAAGGACAUGUUUUUCCCGACCAAGAGCAGCUUUUACAGUUUCUGAGGAGGCUCAAAGAGGUUUUCGACGUGUGUGACGAGGAUGCUGAUGGCUUCAUCCGGGUGGAGCACUUGGUGGACCUCGGUCUUCAGUUCGGCCAAGGAGACGAGGUGAAGAAGUUCACCAGCUACCUGGAUCCAAAUGCUCAUGGGAAAAUCAACUUCAAAGAUUUUUGUCAUGGAGUGUUUGCUAUCAAAGGUUACGAGGAGAUACUGAAGAUGGCUAUGGGUCCCCACAGUGCUACCUCCAACCAGCCAUCUGUUACUGAUAAUGGAUACAUUUACCAGAAUGGUGAGACCAAGUUAGGGCCUCCUCUUAUCAUGUGUACGCGGCCCUACCCAGAAUGCAGCGUAUACAGUGAGGGUUGUGGUGCUGAUGGGGAGUGUGACAUGGACAGCAGCACUGAGAAUGCCAACAGUACUGUCUCUUUGAACCCAGCUCAACAAGACAGUAACCGGAUCAGCUCAGAGUCGGCGUCCGUCAUCUCUGGUGAGGAGCAGUUUGAGGACUACGGGGAAGGGGAGGAUGUGGAUUUCACUCCUAGCAGCCCCUGCCCUGAAGAUGACACUCGAACAAAUGGAUUCUCAGACCUGGGAUCCUCACUGCCCUCCAGUGCGGGCCAGACUCCUCAGAAGAUGCGGCAGCUGUGUAACAGCGAGCUGCUGGUCAUCUACUGUUCUCAGUGCUGCAAGAAAGUGAAUCUACUCAAUGACCUGGAGGCUCGACUUCGAAAUCUCAAGGCCAAUAGCCCUAAUAGAAAGAUUUCCAGCACAGCAUUUGGACGUCAGCUGUUCCAGGCCAACCACAGCGUGUUUGGGUCCAGUCAUGGCAGCAGCACAGAGGAUUUGUUCACAGACAGCAUUGACUCCUGUGACCUCGACAUCACAGAGAAAGUCAGUUAUCUGGAAAAGAAGGUGACAGAGUUGGAAGGCGAUAGUCUGGCCAACAGUGACCUGAAGUCUAAACUCAAACAGGAAAACACACAACUUGUCCACAGGGUCCAUGAGCUGGAAGAGCAGGUGAAGGAUGCAGAGGCGAAGGCAGAUCAGAGUUUGGAGGAGGAGACAAAGAGGCACCGGGAGGUGUACAGCAAGAUGGAAAGGGACAGGAACAUGCAGAUAGACCUGCUCUGUAACAGGCUACAUCAUUUAGAAGAAGAGAAUGGAGACAUGAAGUUAAACGUGUGCAAACUCAAGUCUCAGACAGAGAAGCUGGAUCAGGAGAAACAGAGGAUGACAGACAAGCUGGAGGACACUAGUCUGAGGCUGAAAGAUGAGAUGGACCUUUACAGGAAGAUAAUGGACAAGCUCUGGCAUAAUCGCCAUGAGUUUCAGAAAGAAAAAGAAGCCAUGCAGGAGCUCAUUGAUGAUCUGCGCCGGGAGCUGGAGUAUCUGCAGCUGUUUAAGCUGGAGAUGGAGCAUCCUGGGAAGGGCAAGGGGCUGUCUGAGUACAACGCCAAGACCAGGGAGAUUGAAAUGGAACAUGAAGUCAAGAGACUGAAACAGGAGAACCAUAAGCUCCGGGAUCAGAAUGACGACCUGAACGCUCAGAUCCUCAGUCUGAGUUUGUAUGAGGCUAAGAACCUGUUUGCGUGUCAUACUAAGGCCCAGUGUCUGGCAGCCGAGAUUGACAAUGCAUCCAGAGACGAGCUUGUAGAUGCUUUGAAGGGGCAGGAGGAGAUCAACCUGCGUCUGAGGCAGUACAUGGACAAAAUCAUUCUGGCCAUUCUCGACCAUAACCCCUCUAUUCUGGAGAUUAAGAGUUAAACACCACACACACACACACACACACACACACACACCUACAGUAUGUAUUAGUGUAGCUGUGGAGAUCUUUCAUUACCCAGCUAUUAGCACACACCUUAAAGUUGUAAUCCUUAGAAGUUCAGUCCUGGUUGAUUUGGCUUCUCCCCAGUUAUUGGUGGUUAACGCCAAGUGUAGUUUGACACCAGGUCCCAUCACUUUGGGGGCAGCAAACACUUAGAAUUGCUACUUUGUCAGAAAUCCAACUGAAAAGCAACUGGUUUGUCUGUCUACAGUGCAGCCAAAGAAACCCACCUUGUUCAAAUAAAGAAGACAGUCAAUAAUCAGCUUUUUCCCAUAAUGCUUUGAUGCUGUGUGAGGAGUUACUUCUUGUAAUGUUUAAAACUGAUUAGCUGUCAAUAAAGGCAGGCAAAUGACAAUGUCUUGUUUUGUAGAUGCAUUUUUAAUGAACAGCCGCUGUUAGUAAUAUACUCUGUGAGAAAUACAUUGCAUUUUCAGACUGUUUCUCAAUAAAAGUGCCCCAUGUUUCACUAGUUGAACACUUAAUGUGAAGUAGCAACAGUCCGAUUAACAUUAACACAGCUGCAAUAUUGCAUUAGAAUGAACAGGAAAAAACAGGAUCUGGCUUUAUAGAAUUUUGAGGAUUAUAACUUUAAACUGAAGCCCAAAUUAUGAAUGUCCUAAAUCGUCUUGCUACUCACAACUGCUAGCAUUGCCCAGAAAUGCAAUAUGUAUACAUGUCUUUCUAUAGUUGUGAGGACCCUCUUUGACACAGUGCUGAACUGACAUUUGUCCACACAAUGGUAGAAAGACAUUCACAACCACACGCACGCAUACACAACUGCACUGUAUAUUUAUUCCUCCACAACAGUCAUUCUUCAUAUCCACUAGAACCAAACACCACACACUUACUGUCAGUGUGCCACAAAUGUUUUAUUAUUGUACAUUUGAAACUACUGAAAUUUGGGGACUGGAAAAGAUUUGGGGAAAACACAUGCAAAGUACUUAGAUACCCUUGUAGGCACGGUACUAAUUGUUCAAUACACAGUCUUAAAAUGAUUGAUUACAACAAGGCUGUCACUCACUGAGGAUCCAGGGUGAAACACAGUGUACAACAGACCACAGCAGUGUUUUGCAUGUUUACUACAAACCAUUUGCCAAAGCAAUCUGUAAUGUUUUAGAUUUUGAAAAAUCUUGGUGCCAUCUUCCAGGCAGCCACUAGUUUUUUUUUUUUUUAUUUCAUGGUGGUAUCAUAAGCAGUUAGGGUUAGGGUUAGCUAACUUGCUAUUCUUGGUAUUUGUAUAAACAUUUCACUGUCAAAAUCAUAGUAUUGUAUAGCAAAGCUGAGCAGAUUUUUCAAACCAGUUUACCAUUAUAGAUGCAAAUUUACUUAACUCAUAUUGUGUGGGAAUGAAUAGAAGCCAGUGUAAACAUGGAAGGAGGAACACUUAAAGGAACAGUUGAACAUUUUGGGAAUGGCACUUCCUGACUUUCUUUGCAAGAGGUUCACAAGAAGAUUCAACAUCAAUCUCAUAUUGUUAUAUUAAGUGUGGAGUUGAAGUCAGAACAUGUUUAACUUAUCUUAGCAUAAAGACUGGCAACAGAGGAACCCAGCUAGCCUGGCUUUGUCCAAAACUCAAAAAUUCACCUCUAAUGUUCAGUAAUUCAUUAUCUUGUUUGUUUCAUCUGUACACACAGAAAUGGAAAGAAAACAUAUAAACUAACAAUUUGUACUCUUAGGAACUAUUUCUUGAUGGACAUCAGUUUACCCCUUUAGCCACUGCUUCCGAGCAGCAUCUCAUGUGCCAUGUAAAAUGGACACAACACACAUGAACACUGACGUAGGCCUUAGUGACACAUUCUCAGGUGCUGCGUUUUUAGCUGAGAUCAGCUGAUUGUGUUUUUAACCCUUUAAUUUGGUCUUCUCAACACAACUCCAGGCCUAUGAAUAAUAUAUGCUGUAUACUACAAAUCAAUUUUAGUAGUAUUCAGAAUGUUAAUAUCAAUAACUACUGCAUGGGUUUUCUGAAUACUUCUCAUAAUAAAGGUACUUUAAUAUGCCACUAAUUAAUGUUAUGUGCCAAAUCUUAACCUGAACUGUCAACAACUGGGGCUGAAGAGCUGGAAACUAAAUGUAACUUUUGGUGGUGUCUAUAGAAAA